AAAGUGGGGUUAAGUUAACUUUUCAACCAAGUUUUGCCACACUUAUAACCUGGAAAUACCGAUAACAAAUUACAUUGUUAAAAUGUCUCUUUCAAACUUCACCCACGAGGGAGACUAUUAGGUCUACGUAUUUCUGUUUAUUUCACUUUAGCCACAACAUAAGAAAGCAGCCUGAACCGGAUGAUGUAGUUUGUGGGCGUUAGCUGCCGUAGAAUAAGUUUCUGUUUUCUUUAAAGAGAAAAUCAGAGAAAGUGAAAGUGAAACAGACGAACAUGUACAGCACAUAAAUCGCAGAUGAGGACCGUGUUGUAUCCCCUCAGACGACUUGCUGUGGGUAUCAUGGCCAGGUUUAGCAACAACCGACCUUAUUCUCUUGUUGAGUGGCUAUGGCGCAAACUAGGUUUUCUAUGGUGCUGUAUGAGAAGAAUAGUCAGAUUUCUAGCGAUACCUUGGCUUAAGAGCGUCGAGAGCCAAGCUGACCCUGAAAAAAGCGUAGAAGACCAACAAAAUUGCCCCAAGGUGAAUGUGGAGGAAAAGGUGGUGGAGGUGGUGGAGGUGGUGGAGGCGGAGCAGUCUCGCUGUAUUGGUCAAAAUGAGAAUUCAGCCGCAGGUAAAAGGGCCGCAGACUUCAACCGAGAUCUCGCCUGCAAGCGGCCGAGACUGGGCUCCGGAGAUAGUGAUGAGUUUGACAGCGACGACGAGGAGUAUCGAGUUGAAACCACAGACGAGUUGUACUGUGGCUAUGACUCAACCUGGGAGUCCGAGGGGGACAGAGAAGAGGCACAGAGGGGCACAUUGAUGAGGAACAGGCGACCAGCGGCUUCCAAACAUUACAAGUUCAGCAGAUUUGAAAAUUCUGCAAGAGACAUGCAGAACUACAGGCAUGACUACCCUAACCAGACCAGGCCGCAACGCUUCAUAAAUCCAGUAUCUGAUGACAAGCCUAAUUUGAAUUUCUACCUCGGAUCAACGCCCUCUCUACCUGACGGUGUCUACAUAUACCAAUUCCACAGUGAAUGGUAUGCAAAGUAUGAUCAACUGGAGUUUGUACACUCCUACAUUCAAUGGUUGUUCCCACUGCAGGAACCAGGAAUGAACCAUGAGGCCACUACUCUGACAAAAGAAGAAAUAAAGGAGUUUUGCCAAAACCGCAACGCAAAGGCCAGUCUACUGAAGUCGUACAAGCUCAUGUUGGACUUCUACGGUAUCAGGUUGUGUGAUGAAAACACAGGAGAAGUCAAGAGAGCAUCAAACUGGAGAGACAGAUUUGAUAACCUCAACAGUCACACUCAUAACAACCUGCGCAUCACCCGCAUCCUGAAGUGCCUGGGAACCCUGGGGUAUCCUCACUACCAAGCCCCCCUGGUUCGCUUCUUCCUGAAGGAGACUCUCGUCCGCAAAGAACUCCCAAAUGUCAAGGAUAGCGUUCUAAACUACUUUGUGUUUGCCGUUCUUGAUAAGAAACAACGCAGGAGUCUCCUCAAGUUUGCCUAUUUCAACUAUGACUGUAAAGAUGAGUUUGUGUGGUGCCCGAAGAAAAUUCAGAUGAUGUGGUCACGGCAGUUGGCGUCAAAGCCACAAAAUGGCAAUAAAAAGGCUUUUGAGUAUUGGAGUCUGGAUAAGGAAGAUGAAGCCAAAGACCAGGCAAAUUAAGCUGCCAAAGCAUCAUUUGUCACUGUGCUCCAAAUCCAUUCUACAUACUAAUGUGUACUAUACUACACAGUAUGUACUACAUACUUAUCGUCAUAGUCAGGAACAGGAAAUGAAUGCUGUGUGAGGUUAGUUGUCAAACUGCAACUUUGUAAUGCCAAUGAAACUUCACAGACAUCAAAAUGGUGUUCCCUAAAAUGUUGCACUGAGAUUAGUUGGAGCUGGUAAAGCACCAUCCACAAUUUUUACUUUUUAAAAAAAAAUUUUUUAACCGCAGUUAUUUAUGCAAAUGUUUGUUUGUGUUCACAGUUCAGUUUUAAAACCUCUCUUCUUUUAUCCAGUUUGGUUUGACUUUCAAAAACAAUAUUUUGAACUGGGUAAAUAUGUUUAAAUCAUAAAUAUGCAUUUGUAAUGUACUUUUUUUGGUGUGGAUACAUUUGGACAGAUGGUGAUCUUUAAGAAUUGCUCAUCAGUUUGACGGUCUAAAACAGUCUAAAAUCUGUGGCUAAAAUGUCAAAUAGUUUUCAUGUAC
Molecule: messenger RNA, 2182 nt
Organism: Perca flavescens (yellow perch)
Lineage: Eukaryota; Metazoa; Chordata; Actinopteri; Perciformes; Percidae
Product: opioid growth factor receptor
Exons: 8
Coding region: 295-1653 (452 amino acids)
Cellular component (GO): membrane
Molecular function (GO): opioid growth factor receptor activity
Source: RefSeq, a predicted model, not a curated record